Messenger RNA from Equus quagga, 3217 nucleotides. It is a transcript of the gene RNF115, whose product is annotated as ring finger protein 115. Lineage: Eukaryota; Metazoa; Chordata; Mammalia; Perissodactyla; Equidae. Gene Ontology annotation, molecular function: ubiquitin protein ligase activity. The record is from RefSeq and is a predicted model, not a curated record. Gene Ontology annotation, cellular component: cytoplasm; nucleoplasm. Gene Ontology annotation, biological process: ubiquitin-dependent protein catabolic process; protein ubiquitination; positive regulation of DNA-templated transcription. The coding region runs from base 165 to 1082 and encodes 305 amino acids. The transcript is spliced from 9 exons.
GCCCGGCGGACUCACGUGACCGACGCGGGCUCCGGAGCGGCCGGCCCCACUGAGGAAGCGGCGGCGGCGGCAGAGGCGGCAGAGGCGGCGACCGCAGCCGGGAGGUAGCGGCCUGGCGAGGGACGGGCCGCUGCCCUCUCGGCCAGCUGCGGCGGAAGAGAAAAAUGGCGGAGGCUUCGGCGGCCGGGGCGGGCGCAGGCGCCGCUGUCGCCGCGCACCGGUUUUUCUGCCACUUUUGCAAGGGCGAGGUCAGCCCCAAACUGCCGGAAUAUAUUUGUCCCAGAUGUGAUUCUGGCUUUAUUGAAGAAGUGACAGACGAUUCCAGUUUUUUAGGUGGUGGCGGCAGCCGGCUAGACAAUAGCACAUCAACACAUUUUGCAGAGCUCUGGGACCAUUUGGACCACGCGAUGUUUUUCCAAGAUUUUAGACCAUUUCUAAGUAGUAAUCCACUGGACCAAGAUAAUAGAGCCAACGAGAGGAGUCACCAAACUCACACUGACUUCUGGGGACCAAGUCGGCCUCCACGGCUGCCAGUGACUCGGAGAUACAGAUCACGAGGAAGUACUCGUCCUGAUAGAUCCCCAGCUAUUGAAGGAAUAAUACAACAGAUCUUUGCAGGAUUCUUUGCAAAUUCUGCAAUUCCUGGAUCCCCACACCCUUUUACCUGGAGCGGGAUGCUGCACUCCAACCCUGGGGACUAUGCCUGGGGUCAGACAGGGCUUGAUGCCAUUGUAACCCAGCUUUUAGGACAACUGGAAAAUACAGGGCCUCCCCCAGCUGACAAGGAAAAGAUCACAUCUCUUCCAACAGUGACAGUAACUCAGGAACAAGUUGAUAUGGGUUUAGAGUGUCCAGUAUGCAAAGAAGAUUACACAGUUGAAGAGGAAGUCCGGCAGUUACCCUGCAACCACUUCUUCCACAGCAGUUGUAUUGUGCCGUGGUUAGAGCUGCAUGACACAUGUCCUGUAUGUAGGAAGAGCUUAAAUGGUGAGGACUCUACUCGGCAAACCCAGAGCUCUGAGGCCUCUGCAAGCAACAGAUUUAGCAGUGACAGCCAGCUACAUGACCGAUGGACUUUCUGAAGCUAAAGACCACAUCUGAGCCAGGGCUGUGGUAGUCUUCUCACCACAGCUGUAAAUUGUAUCAAAAGAUAGUAGGUGCAUUUAGGAACCACAUAAGAAGCCCCAACCGUAAUAUUAAUGCAAUGAGUGUUUUUCUUCUCUAAAGUUAGUAUCUACAGAUGGAAUUGUAUCUACAACCAAAUGCCUCUUAUUCCUGAAUUCAGAGUGAUAAUUUUAAAUUUAAAAGUAUGAAACUUAAUUAUGUGGGUUUCCCCCCACCAGAAUAGAAUCAGUUGCUUAGUCUAGCUAGGGUCCUGCUGUCAUGUUACCUUGUAAUGGAUGUUUCCAUCUCCUUCUCCAAUCUCCACCUUACUGUUAGUGUAUUUUAUAGUAAAUACAGUGAAACCAGAGCCCUAAAGUCCUGCUGAUAUAAAGUCCUUCUGUUUUAAUUGUACAAAAGCAUCUACUCUUGGCCACAUUAGCCAAGAAGUGAGGUCAGAUUAAUUCAGGAAUCUUAGGCUAAUGAUUUUGUUUUGUCUUGAAUCCUUAGAGAGCAAAUCAAAGAAAAAUCACAGUUGGAAGGAGAAAGUGGCUUAUUAUUGUAGUCUUUGGUUUUCUCAUUUUAGUUUUUAAAGACUACUUCACAAGAUGGCAGUUUCCAGAGAAACCAACAUGACAUGUUCUUAGGAGUUUUAUGUUGGUAGGGAUCCAAGUCUGGUUCCUCUUUGGGAAUGAGUUGGGCAGCAUACAGGCACAGAAGGACAGAUAUUUGAAUCUUUGGUUCUGAGGUUUUUUAAUGGUUCCCAACUCAUUGUUUACUGUCUUUUGUCCUGGGGACCUUAUAAUAAUGUCCCUCACAGAAAUAGAAUUACUUCAUUACUGCUUCUACAGCCAAUUCACUGUUUUUAGUAUUUCAUUAGUCUUCAGGAAUUGAGAUUUUACAUUGUCUCAUUUUAAUUUUUUAACUCCUUUUAUCAUCUCUGAAACCUUUCUGUUCUGCUUGGUUCUGAGAUAGGGCUUACUUUUUCUGCCUAACAGUAUCUCAUGCACAUGCUCUUUGGAGCAUAUAAGUGUUUAAACUUGAAUAAAUGAAGAUCAAAUAUGUCAUUGGAACUUCAGAGUCUCAAAAGGAAAUGAUGGGGAUACGUAACCACUGUUGGUGUGCCAAAAAGGGUGACAGUGGGACACCGUUUGUAUUGUCACAUCUGCCUUUCAUAGUUUGGAAUGAUUAGAACAAGAAGCCCACUUGUUGGUGAGUAUCUUUCUUGGCUAGGAGUCUUUCCUCAGUUUUUGUUGACUAUCGUACACUGAUUUGGGAGGCUGAGGAAAGAGGGUUAGAAAUAUCUUUGUACUUCAGUGAGAGGAUGAAGGAGUAGAAGUGGGAAAAGAGAAAGUGGGAGAGUCGCUUGCUGAAUUAAUAGCCUGCCUCUAAAAGUUGUGACCAUAACGUAUGAUUCAGUUUGGGCCCAGAGGGAAUAAAAGAUGUUUUCUCAUAUGCCUCUCAUGUUAUACCUCUGUAGAGAUUGUUUCUUUGGAGAAUGUGAGCUAUUUACCAUGGCUAUUGAAAUGUAGCCCAAAAAUACACAUUGGUUUUAAAUGGGAGGGUGAAAAGGCUGGGAGGGUGAGAGGUAUAUUAUGAGUCUUUGGCGGCCACUACUUAGAUGGAGAAAGACUGCUGAAGUUGGAGCACAUUGCAGUUUUCAAGUAGAACAGUAUGAGCAGUGUCAGAAAAAUUAUGACAGCCUGGAAAUUUUCGUCUGCCUGUCACUGUCCGGAGAUGCUAGGACAGGCAGUUGUAUUUUUGCUUACAACUAGAGAACUAGAAAGGAUGUAGUAGCUUCACAAAGGCAUGGAAACAAAGCCCUAGAUAGAGAUUUACCUUUUCAAUACACAGAACAGCAAAUAGCAUCACUCUAAGUUUUUCAAAAUUUUCUUCACUUUUUUUGCUCUGAUAGAGGAUAUCAGGCUCAUUUCUGUUUCCUGGACCCCUCCCACUUCAUGAAUCUGUAGUGUUUCUUCCUAGAAUAGGAGGCAUGUCAGACUUCCAGGUUAACUUAGGUUAAGGAGUGUACUCAUCAGGGGUCUGUAGAGAAACAGAACCAAUAGGGUGUGUGUGUGUGUGUGUACAUAUCUAUAAAGAGGUUUAUUAUAAGGAA